Punctularia strigosozonata HHB-11173 SS5 is the source of this 1827-nucleotide messenger RNA. RefSeq names its product alcohol oxidase. The coding region runs from base 1 to 1827 and encodes 608 amino acids. Gene Ontology annotation, molecular function: flavin adenine dinucleotide binding; oxidoreductase activity, acting on CH-OH group of donors. NCBI's taxonomy places the organism in Eukaryota, Fungi, Basidiomycota, Agaricomycetes, Corticiales, Punctulariaceae. The transcript is spliced from 17 exons. The record is from RefSeq and is a predicted model, not a curated record.
AUGGCCAACGACACUUACUCCAAUUACGAAGUAAUCAUCGUCGGAGGUGGAACUGCCGCUGGCGUUAUUGCAGGCAGGCUGGCGGCGGCAGAUUCCAACCUACGAAUCCUCGUUCUCGAAGCCGGCCCGCACACCAGGGACCAGCUGAUUCACACUCAACCGGCGCGUUAUCUUGCCCACCUCGCGCCGACCAGCACUACCGUCAGAUUCUAUGUGGGAAAACCCAGUGAACACCUGGGCGGUCGCCAAGUUGUGGUCCCAUGUGGCGCCUGCCUCGGUGGGGGAUCGAGCGUGAACUUUGCGAUGUACACUCGUGCGAGUGCUUCAGAUUACGACGAUUGGAAGAACAUAUAUGGGAAUCACGGGUGGGGAUCAAACGACUUGAACCCGCUACUGCGUAAAACGGAGACUUACCAAGUCGCUGAAGGCAUGCCUACUCAUGGCUACGAUGGACCCUUAAAAGUAUCGUACGGUGGAGCAUUCAUCACCAUCGGACAAGAGUUCCUUGGCGUCGCUUCUGCGUAUGACCCUGAUCGUCCCAUUCUCGAAGACAUCAACUCGCUUUCCGCAGGCAACGGUUACGGGCGAUGGCAAAAGUGGAUAAGCGGCGACAAAGGAACCCGCUCCGAUGUCCCUCACCACUUCUUGUACAACCAGUCGCACAACAAUAACCUGGUCAUCGAAACUGGGUGCCUCGUUCGCCGCGUCCUCUUCGACGAUAAACGUGCGUCAGGAGUUGAAUACACAUACUCCCCGCGGGUGCGUCCAAACGAAGAUUGCAAAUCUAUCAGGAUCGCACGCGCCAGCAAACUCGUCGUUAUAGCCGCAGGCGCCUUGGGAUCGCCACAGGUCCUCGAACGUUCUGGUGUUGGCCGCAAGGAUGUGCUUGAUAAAGUUGGCGUCAACCAGAUCGUGGACUUGCCUGGAGUAGGGACUGAUUACCAAGACCACCAGGUCAUCUUUGCCCCUUAUCUGGCCCCGGAUACCUGUGAUACCUUGGAUGGCAUUGUUAGGAGUGACGAAACAGAGGUUCAGAGAUGGAACACUAUAUGGGAGAAAGAUGGUAAAGGUCUGAUGGCGCACAAUGCUCUGGACGCUGGUGGCAAAUUGCGCCCCACCAAUGCGGAGCUGCAACAGAUCGGCCCGGCGUUUGCAACUCGGUGGCAUGAAUAUUUCGCUACGGAAGACCAUCAGGAUAAGCCCGCCUACUGGAUCGGUGCGGUUGCAUUACUCGUAGGGGAUCCGAGUAGGUCACCAUACCGGAAAUACUUCUCUGUAGGAUACUUUCUGGAGUACCCCUCAUCCAGGGGUUAUAUCCAUAUUACAUCAAAGGAAAACGUUGAUGCUUCGCCAGAAUUCGAUCCUGGAUACUGUAGCAGACCAGAUGACCUAGAGCUUCUAAGCUUCUUAUACAAGAAAUCGCGCGAAUUUGCGCGGCGAAUGCCGUCAUAUCGUGGAGAGUAUCUCCCAGGCCAUCCACAGUUCCCGGAAGGCAGCAAGGCUGCCGUUUCCGAAUCUGGAACACCCGUUGCGAACGAUUCUCCGGACAUCCAAUACGACGAAAGGGAUGAGGAAGCCAUCCAGACAUACACUAGGGCCACAGUGGGGACAGCAUGGCACUCGCUUGGGACAUGCGCGAUGAAACCUAGAGAAGACGGAGGGGUCGUCGAUGCUGAUCUCAACGUGUAUGGGACGACAUGCCUCAAAGUGGCCGAUAUGUCGAUUGCUCCCGGUAAUGUCGGAGCUAACACGUACUCCACCGCACUUGUCAUUGGAGAGAAGGCGGCACUGAUCAUCGCUGAUUAUCUUGGGAUCAAGAGCAUAUAA